Nymphalis io (European peacock) is the source of this 5995-nucleotide messenger RNA. It is a transcript of the gene Spt6, whose product is annotated as transcription elongation factor SPT6. NCBI's taxonomy places the organism in Eukaryota, Metazoa, Arthropoda, Insecta, Lepidoptera, Nymphalidae. Gene Ontology annotation, molecular function: nucleosome binding; histone binding; DNA binding. Gene Ontology annotation, cellular component: transcription elongation factor complex. The record is from RefSeq and is a predicted model, not a curated record. Bases 119 to 5260 code for a protein of 1713 amino acids. Gene Ontology annotation, biological process: mRNA transcription by RNA polymerase II; positive regulation of transcription elongation by RNA polymerase II; nucleosome organization. The transcript has 24 exons.
GACUUAGUGAUUUCUAGUCGUAGGCUUUCUUUUCUCGUUUAUAUAUUUUAGUAGUUACAAAACUCUUCUUUUUUAGUUAUAUACUUAAGGAAAUUACAGAAUUUAGUUAUAAGUGAAAAUGGCGGAAUAUUUGGAAGCAGGGGACAGCGAGAUGGAAUCUGAGGAAGAUGAGAAACCAGCAGAGCGUAAAAAACCUAAACGUAAAGCUGCCGUACAAAGCGAUGACGAAGAAGACGAUGAGGAUGAUGAAGAGCGCCUCCGUGAAGAAUUAAAAGAUUUGAUUGACGAUGCACCAAUCGAGGAGUCUGGUAGUGACGGAGAGGACUCUGAUGCUAGUGAAGGUCCAAAGAAAAGAAAAAAGAGUGAUGAUGAAUUGGAUGAUCGAUUGGAGGAUGAAGAUUAUGAUUUGAUUGAAGAGAAUUUAGGUGUUAAAGUUGCUAGAAAUAAAUUUAAAAGAUUAAGACGUCUGGAAGACGAUGAUAGUGACAAUGAAGGAGCAGAUGAUCCAGACCUGGAGAGAGAAGUUAUUGCUGAGAAGCUAUUUGUUGGUGGUUCUGAUGAGGAGGAUGAAAAUCGUUCAGAAUCAGCUGCACCCAGAGAAGUAGAAUAUGAUGAUGACAACGAGGAUUUAGAAUCAGAUGCUGAUGAUUUUAUAGUAGACGAUGAUGGUAGACCAAUAGCAGAAAGGAAGAAAAAACGAAAACCUAUUUUUACUGAUGCUUCACUACAAGAAGGUCAAGAUAUAUUCGGUGUUGAUUUUGAUUAUGAUGAGUUUGACAAAUAUGGUGAAGAAGAUUAUGAGGAUGAGGAGGAUGAGGACUUGGAUGAAUAUAUUGAGGAUGAGGAAGAAGACGGUGAAAGGAGAAGAACUAAAAAAGGCAAAGCAAAGAGACCUAGCAAGAAGUCUAUAUUUGAGAUAUAUGAGCCGAGUGAGCUAAAGAGGAGUCACUUCACAGAUUUGGAUAAUGAGAUACGUAAAACAGAUGUACCCGAGCGAAUGCAAAUCCGAGAAGUACCCAUCACACCUGUGGAGGAAGGUAGUACUGAAUUAGAAGAUGAAGCGGAGUGGAUAUACAAACAGGCCUUCUUAAAACCUCCAGUCUCAAAGGCAGAUGCACAAGAGUCAAGAGAACGGUCUAGAAGAGGUUCCAGUACGGUAGUGAAGAUCCGUCAAGCCUUGGACUUCAUGAGGAAUCAAACAUUAGAAGUUCCGUUCAUAGCUUUCUAUCGUAAGGAAUAUGUUCAACCGGAACUUAGCAUAAAUGACCUUUGGAAGGUCUAUAAAUACGACGCCAAGUGGUGUCAAUUGAAACAGCGAAAGGAAAACUUACUUCGUCUAGUGGAGAACAUGCGCGAGUUCCAGCUGGAUAAAGUGAUGGUUGAUCCUGACGCUCCAUUGCCAGACAACAUGAGACUAAUUAGGGAUGAGGAUAUAGAAAGAAUGAAGAAUGUUCAAACCCCGGAGGAGCUUCGCGAUGUCCACGCCCAUUUCUUCCUAUAUUACUCUAAUGAUUUGCCUGAAAUGCAAAAGUUGCAACGAACAAAGGAAAGGAAAAAAGAGCUGGAAGAAAAACAACGGCAGGCGCGCGAGGAGGCGGAGCGCGCGGGGGAGGACCCCGACGAGGCGGCGGCCGCCGUGCUCGCCGCGCAGCCCGACGGCGACGAGCCCGACGUCAAGUACGCCGUGCGCUCCGGGCCCUACGAGCUGUGCCGGAAGGCCGGCAUCGAGCCACUGGUGAAGAAGUUCGGCCUGAGUCCCGAGCAGUUCGCCGAGAACGUGCGCGACAACUACCAGCGUCACGAGGUGGAGCAGUCGCCCGUGCCGCCGCUGGAGGCCGCCGAGCCGCUGACGCCGAAGGGCUGCUCGCCGACGGAGGUGCUGCGGCGCGCCGUGUACAUGUGCGGCAUGCAGCUGGCCCGCGAGCCGCAGCUGCGCGCCACGCUGCGCGACGCGCUGCGCGAGCGCGCCACCGUCAGCGUGCGCCCCACGCCGCGCGGCCUCAAGGAGAUCGACGAGAGCCACGCCUGCUUCAGCAUGAAAUAUCUCAAGAGGAAGCCGGUGCGCGACCUGACGGGUGAUCAGUUCCUGAAGCUCACGAUUGCCGCCGAGGAUAAGUUGCUAGAGAUUAAUAUCAGUGAGCAGAUAGAGGGGAACACCGGGCCCAGCUAUUUAGAAGAAUUGAAGCAAUUGUACCAGAAGGAUGAAUUCGCAGCAACAGUUCAAGCUUGGAACGAGCUGAGAGCAGAAGCAGUCACACUCGCUCUCACUAAGAUAGUAAUGCCAGAGCUUAGACGAGAAUUACAUGCUGUGCUUUUGCAAGAAUCUAAAGAAUAUGUACUCAAGUGUUGCCGUCGAAAACUGUACGAUUGGUUGAAGGUCGCCCCUUACGAGUCCAGAGUUUCCGAUGAUGAUGAUGAAGAAUGGGAUGCUUCUAAUGGGCUGCGCGUGAUGUCGCUGGCGUACGUGCCGGACCGUGCGCACUGUGCGUUCGCGUGCGUGGUGUCGGCGGGCGAGGUGGCGGACCACCUGCGCCUGCCGCACCUGCUGCUGCGCCGCAACGCCUGGGACGCGCUCGAGCGCCGCAACAAGGAGGCCGACAUGACCGCGCUGCGACGAUUUAUUCUUCGGAAGAAACCCCACGUUAUAGUAAUAGGCGGUGAGUCUCGCGACGCUCUCAACAUUAAAGCCGAUGUAACAGAAUGCGUGCAGCAGCUAGUGGAAGACGAGCAGUUCCCUCGCAUUCCAGUAGAAAUAGCAGACAACACCAUCAGCAAAAUAUAUAGCAACAGUAUCAAAGGACGAAAUGACUUCAGGGAAUAUCCGGACACAUUAAGGCAGGCGAUAUGCCAAGCUCGUCUAUUACAAGAUCCCCUCAUGGAAAUAUCACAACUAUGUGGGCCGGACGAAGAAAUCUUAUGUCUACGAUAUCACCCGCUGCAGGAUCACAUAACGAAAGAGGACUUACUCGAAGGAAUCGAAUUGGAAUUCGUAAACCGUGUGAAUGAAGUUGGUGUAGACGUUAAUGAAGCGGUUUUAACAGGGAGAGGAACGGAGCUAUUACAAUUCGUAUGUGGUUUAGGUCCAAGAAAGGCUCAAGCUUUAAUUAAAUUAUUCAAACAAACUAAUCAGAAGUUAGAAAAUAGAACGCAACUCGUGACAGUAUGUCACAUGGGUCCAAAGGUCUUUAUCAACUGUUCUGGUUUCAUUAAAAUCGACACGAACAGUCUGGGUGAUAGUACAGAGGCGUAUAUAGAAGUUUUGGACGGGUCUCGUGUUCAUCCGGAAACUUACGAAUGGGCGAGGAAAAUGGCCGUUGAUGCUCUGGAAUACGAAGAUGAAGACGCUAAUCCUGCAGGUGCUUUAGAAGAAAUCCUCGAGGCACCAGAAAGACUAAAAGACUUGGACCUUGAUGCAUUCGCAGAAGAAUUAGAGAGACAAGGUUUCGGUAACAAGAGCAUAACGUUAUACGACAUACGAGCGGAACUAAACUCUAGGUACAAGGAUCUAAGGGUAUCUUAUCGUUCGGCAACCGCUGAAGAAAUGUUUGAUAUGCUUACCAAAGAGUCUCCUGAAACAUUGUACGUAGGAAAAUUAGUAUUAGCAACGGUAAUUGGCAUCACGCACAGGAAACCCCAAAGAGAAAUGUUAGACCAAGCGAAUCCGGUGAGAAACGAUGAGACUGGUCUGUGGGAGUGUCCCUUCUGCCACAAAAAUGAUUUUCCUGAGCUUUCAGAGGUGUGGAAUCAUUUCGACGCGGGCGCAUGUCCCGGACAAGCGACAGGAGUGAGAAUUCGUCUCGACAACGGUCUCUCAGGAUAUAUUCACAUAAAAAACCUGUCAGAUCGACACGUAACAGAUCCUACGGAACGGGUGCGGAUAGGGCAGACCAUACACUGUCGGAUAUUAAAGAUAGAUGUUGAAAGAUUUUCGGUUGAUUGUUCUUCAAAAUCAUCAGAUUUAUUAGAUAAAAACAAUGAAUGGAGACCAUCGAAAGAUCCAUAUUACGAUCAAGAGUCCGAAGAAAAAGAUGUCCGCAAGGACACCGAGGCCAAACAAACGAAGGAGCGCUUGCAAUACGUGAAGCGAGUGAUUGUUCACCCCGCCUUCCACAAUAUCAGCUUCGCGGAGGCAGAAAAACUCAUGGAGAAUAUGGCGCAAGGAGAAGUCAUCGUCAGACCUAGUAGUAAGGGCUCUGAUCACCUCACUGUGACAUGGAAGGUGGCAGAUGGUAUAUGUCAGCAUAUCGAUGUGCGAGAAGAAGGCAAAGAAAAUGCUUUCUCUCUAGGUCGGAGUCUGUGGAUACAAGGGUCGGAAUUCGAAGAUUUGGAUGAAAUCAUCGCCCGAUAUGUCACCCCAAUGGCGAGCCACGCGCGAGACCUUAUAUCCUACAAGUACUACAAGCCGCUGGGUGGCAUGAGGGACAAAGCCGAGGAGAUCCUCAAGGAGGAGAAGGCCAAAAAUGCGAACAAGAUUCACUACGUCAUAUCCGCCGCGAAAAACCACCCCGGCAGGUUUCUCCUGUCCUACCUGCCGAGGGCGAGGUGCACGCACGAGUACGUGUCGGUGACGCCGGACGGGUACAAGUUCAGGCAGCGGAUGUUCGACUCGCUCGGCGGCCUGCUCAAGUGGUUCAAGGAGCACUUCCGGGACCCGCCGCCGUCGGGCACGCCCACGGCGCGCACGCCGGCGCUGCGCACGCCGCACGGCGGGCUGCCGUCCGCGCUGUACCACACGCCCGCGCCGCACACGCCCGCCUUCCACACGCCGGCGCACACGCCCGGCCCCGCCUACGUCAACACGCCCUACACGCCCUCCGCGCAGACCCCCUACAUGACGCCCUUCGCCACCACGCCGCGCCAGCCCGACUUCCUGGCGCCGACCGUCCCGCGCCACAAGCAGGUGCAGCUGCCGGUGUACACGGAGCCGUCCGACUGGCAGAAGGCGGCCGAGGACUGGGUGCGGCACCGCUCCGUGCGCGACACGCCCGCCACGCCGCGCAGCAGCGAGGGCAUGUCCACGCCGCGCGAGUCCAGCCGCACGCCGCGGAUGGACUCGCGCUCCACGCCGCGCCACGACCUGCGGGGCACGCCGCGCCACGACCUGCGCUCCACGCCGCGGCACGACGGGCGCGGCACGCCGCACGGCCACGGCUCGGGCCGCUCGUCGCGCGCGCACUCGGUGCGCUCCACGCCGCACACCAACACGUCGCCGCGCUCCAUGUCGCUCGGCGACGCCACGCCGCUGUACGACGAGAACUAGGCCGCGCUCGGUGCUGCACACGUUUUGUAUUCGUAGGGCCCGGUUGCCUCUCAGUGCUCGUCGCGGGGCGUUCGCGGGACGUUCGCGGAAGCUUGUCGGCUAGUGUGUCGUAUUCACGCGGAAUUAAAUAUUAUUCGUCUUAUAUUAGACAUAUCUAUGCUCUUCACUUUUGCUAUUUUUCUUGUAUCUUGUGUAUUUCUGUGACGGAGCUCCGAUUGCAGUGUUUAGAAGUAUUAUAAAAUAGCUAAAUGAAUUGAAAACAGAGGCCUCGGAAUGAGUAGAUAGCAAAGGUAUAUAAUAGUCGAAGGUAUUGAUUUCUCUCUAAAUAUAAUAAAUCGAGAUUGUAGUCAAUGAUGUUUUGCCAUCGGAUGCACUUUUUUAUAAUUUAAGGCGUUUUAAUAAUAUCGUUAGUUACGCCGAUUUUGUCCAUUGUAUACAAUUAUGAAACUUAUGACUAUUUAUUAUUUUAAAUUGAAAAAUUAGGCAAUAAUAAUAAUUGUAACUCUAUAUUUUUUUAAUAUACCAAGUAGUUGGUAGCAUUUAAAAAUGUAAUCCUUCCAAAUAUGUCAAGUGUCAGACGAUGCCUCCGUAUGGUUCAGUGAUGUAACUACGGCUUAAAACUAAACCGGAAAAAAACAAUAGAAAUGCCUUAUAGAUGGUUAGUGACGUAUAACAGACACACGAUGUAUUCUGCCAUUAACUUGCGGAAAAAUUAAUAAAGGUUAUGAGAAACUA